Molecule: messenger RNA, 690 nt
Organism: Coffea eugenioides
Lineage: Eukaryota; Viridiplantae; Streptophyta; Magnoliopsida; Gentianales; Rubiaceae
Exons: 1
Coding region: 1-690 (229 amino acids)
Biological process (GO): root development; shoot system development
Source: RefSeq, a predicted model, not a curated record
AUGACACGCCUGAAUUUUCUUGCUCUUAGAGACUUGCACGAUUCGGCUAAUGACUCGCUUCACUCGCCAAUCACCAAAAGGUCAAUUGCUGGGCAUAAACAAGAGAAAUGGGUUCACGAGAUUUCAGAAGCGUCCCUGAGAAUGUUGGAAACUUGCGGCAACACCAGGGAUGUUCUCUUGUUCGCCAAAGACCAUCUGCAUGACCUUCAAUCGGCUUUCCGAAGACGAGUAAGCAUCGCCGACAGCAGUGCAGCUGGAGCAGCAAACAAAUUCUCCGGCUACAGUCUCGAAAGAAAGAAAUUGAAGAAAGCCAUGCUAAGGCGGCUGCACUCGUUGAAGGAGAUGAAGAACAAAUGCAUCCACUCAUCGUCAUCAUCAUCAUCAUCAGAUGUCUCGUCAUCCUUAAACCAAAACCUUGUGGCUGUGGUCAAUGUGCUGAGACAAGUGAGAAUGGCCACCAUGGCCAUCGUGGAGUCCCUAAUGUCACUCAUGUCCAUGCCUAAUGCGAAGCGGCACAGUAAAUCGAAUAGAGGGUUUUUCGAGGCCAGGCUAAGUCGUGUGGACAGCCUAAGUUCGUGGUGGGAAAAUUGUGACACGAGCAUGCUGCAAGAAGCUAGUAAAAGAAUGCAGGCGUGGAGAUGGCCAUUGAUGAUCUUGAAGAAGAGUUGGACUGCAUUUUCAAGCGUUUGA